This is a messenger RNA of Nakaseomyces glabratus, 1725 nucleotides long. RefSeq names its product Rad61p (gene RAD61). The record is from RefSeq and is a predicted model, not a curated record. NCBI's taxonomy places the organism in Eukaryota, Fungi, Ascomycota, Saccharomycetes, Saccharomycetales, Saccharomycetaceae.
AUGAAAGUGUAUGGGAGAAGGGCGCAUUCCUAUGACUAUGAUACGAGUCAUGAUAUUGAAUUUAGCGAUGAUGAGAUGACUCCAGUAAGGUCAGAUUUAAGUAUGGAACCAAAAUCUGAGAGCAGCAUAAGCAGUGCUUCUAACAAGCAAGCCAAGGUGUUUUCUAACGUUGCUGGUCAGCGAAGCGAUAACAAGUUAGACCUUCAAGGCGAUUCAUUUGACGAUUUAUUCAAUAAUAUUGAGCUACCAAAGAGAAAGAAAAGGAAAACUACUUACAGAAAGAAGAUUGAGAUUAACCAGUCUAAUAAUGUGUUAGAUGGAGAAAAUUUUGAUGGGGGGCCAGCUUCAGAUAAUAAUCUUGAAUUCGAGACGUCCAUACAGGAUAUAUCUGACUAUCUAGACCAAAUAAAAUCAGAUGAUGAUAGAAAGAGAACAAACGCCCUGGAGGAUAUCGAUAGUCUAUAUGAAGGCCAACAGGUCAGCAUAUCAAGUUUACAAAAUACGAAACUAUCAGCAACAAAAUCUGAGCUACCCAUGAAUAGGAAUUUAGGAAAUGCUACAGUAGUUCACAGGCAAGUAUCUUUAUAUGAUUCUCUGGAUUCAGACAGUAAACAGGUCGAUGGUAAUAAGUUUAAAGCUAUGCGAAAGCAAGGGCAUGCGCUACAGUAUCAAGAUGAUGUAGAUGAGCUUUUACUACCUCUAAAAGCGGUUACUGUGGAAACAUCAGCUGAAUCAUUUGUAUUAGCAAUAAUUAAACUACUUAUUAAUAUGUUCACUGAUAGUGACUUGAAAGACUUCAUCAUACAAAACUACUCUGAUAACUUGAUUAAUACCUUGGAUAAAUUUUCAUUCAAGACUGAUACUGUCUUUAAACCACUCAGCCAAAUGCUACUGAGUGAUCUGGUAACUUGUCUAGUCGAUGGAGAUUCCAAGAUUGGAGAUAAUAUGGUGUUUACAAUAGCAAAUGUUAUUAAAUUUAAUAUUAUUGAUCUCAAUCACAUUGAUUUCAAGGAAGAAAUAGCUGAAAUUGGUAGAAAAUAUCCGCAACUAUCAUCAUCGGUAAAUGCUUACAGCGCAAUAAUAGAUCAUCAUGACAAAAAUAUUUCAGCUUUCGUUAAACUGAUAGUCCAAUUUCCUUCGUCGCUGAAUUUUUUUGAUGAAUGCUCAUUGAAAAGCAUAUUCACUAAUAUCAUCAAAUAUUAUGAAAGCGAGGCCAAUCCUAUCAAGAAUGAUAUUGAGGACGUUCUCUUAAAGGGCUUGAUUCUUUUGGUUAACAGUGGUAUUAACUUUGCUGGCAAUAGCAAGAAGGAUAAAAGCUUCUUCAUUGAUAUGUUGGAACAUAUUAUUGAUGAUAUAGAAAAUGAAAAUGAUCUCGAUGACAUACAUUUGCUGAAGGCAGUACUAUCAUGUAAUCUAUUGAUAAAUGAUCCUAUAACAGAAAGCUGUGACUUGAAAGAAAAGAUUGAAAGAUUUCUUUGCAAAAUAUUAUGUGAAGAAUCUGAGCGCAAGAUUGUAGAGGAUAAUCUCAUGGUAUUUCAGUACCUUAGCUUAGUUUAUCUUUUGUCUGGAUCGAAAAUAUCAUCUGAUAAACUAGCAUUGACGCUGGAACAAACAAAAAGACUAAAAUUGAGGUUUACAAAAUUGCUUUCGUCAUUACAUGUUGAAAAUGUGAAGAUACAGAACAAAAUUAAUGACUGUAUGUUAAGUAUGGAUCUCAUUAAAUAA